This is a messenger RNA of Nerophis lumbriciformis (worm pipefish), 705 nucleotides long. It is a transcript of the gene abitram, whose product is annotated as actin binding transcription modulator. Gene Ontology annotation, biological process: regulation of actin filament polymerization; regulation of filopodium assembly; dendrite morphogenesis. Gene Ontology annotation, cellular component: dendrite; filopodium tip; lamellipodium. Gene Ontology annotation, molecular function: actin monomer binding; actin filament binding. NCBI's taxonomy places the organism in Eukaryota, Metazoa, Chordata, Actinopteri, Syngnathiformes, Syngnathidae. The record is from RefSeq and is a predicted model, not a curated record.
CUGUGUUACACUGUUUAUAUACCGGCGAGGAAAAAAAGUACCGUGCUUCCAAUUGAACGCCGGCAGUUUUCACUCUGUUCUAUUUGCACUAUUAAUGGACGACAAAGGGCAGAAAGAUGCAGACGUGACCGCGCCUUCAGUGAUCGAUCGUUACUACACACGAUGGUACAAAGCUGAUAUGAAGGGUAAUCCGUGUGAGGAUCAUUGCAUCUUGCAGCAUUCCAACAGGAUAUGUGUCCUCACCUUGGCUGAGACUCACCCUAUCCUUCAAAAAGGGCGAACCAUCAAGAAGAUCGACUAUCAGAUCAGUAACGGCUGCAGCCGCUUGAACAACAAAGUUUCUGGAAAGUCCAAGCGGGGAGGACAGUUCCUGACUGAGUUUGCUCCUCUGUGUCGGAUAACUUGCACGGAUGAAACCCAGUUCACCAUCUACAGCUGCAUCCGGGGCCGUCUUCUGGAAGUCAACGAGAACAUCUUAGAAAGGCCCGCGCUCUUACAAGAGAAGCCGUCCACCGACGGCUACAUCGCCGUCAUUUUGCCCAAGUUCGAGGAGAGCAAGAACGUCACCGAGAACUUGUUGAGCAGGGACGACUUUGAAAAGCUGGUCGCCGGAAGAGUCUCGGAAGCUUCCUGACGAAGCGUUUCCCUUCCAGACGGGCCAUUUUAUUAGGUACGCUAGUUAAUGAGGGCAUGGAUUAUGCAAUA